AAUUAUUCAUUGGCAUAUUAGUACCGCUUGAAUAGUUUGCGGAGGCGGUGGUGCUGUUCUGAAUAAGAAACGGAUUGGAAAUGCUGCUAGUCUGAUACAAAUCGUUGUCACUGGACGCGUCGUAACACCUGGAAGUUUUUUUUAUCCUGUCGAUAGCGAAAAAUGGCAAAGCACUUGCCAUUAUUUUUUUUCGGCUGGAUAUUAGUGGCUGUAGUUUUCCAGCGAGAUGGAAUUGGGGUUGAAGGAAAAGCAACGGUUGAACAGAUGAUGAAGACGGGUGAGAUGCUGCGGAGUGUUUGCAUGGGGAAAACAAAGGUGAGCUUAGAACUAGUGGAAGGAUUACGCGAAUCAAAGUUCCCCGACGUGAAAGAGUUGAAGUGCUAUGUGAACUGUGUAUUGGAAAUGUCCCAGAUGAUUAAAAAAGGAAAAGUGAACUACGAGGCCACUAUGAAGCAGAUCGAUACCAUUAUGCCGGACGAGUUGGCCGAACCUAUGCGGAAAGCGGUGGAUAUUUGCCGGAACAGUGCCGACGGCAUCAAGAACAAUUGCGACGCGGCAUACGCUGUGGUAAAAUGUGUUUCGGACAACAAUCCCAAGUUUGUCGUGCCGUGAGUGGGGGUCAGCUCACGAUACAACAAGUGAAAAUUUAUAUAUUAUUUAGAAAGCACUCAAUCACCUAUGAGUAAAAAAAAUGCAUACAUAGCUUCUGCGAGAUGUAAAUAAAUGCUGUUGUCCUGUACGUAUGGAAUGAAUAA
Molecule: messenger RNA, 755 nt
Organism: Toxorhynchites rutilus septentrionalis
Lineage: Eukaryota; Metazoa; Arthropoda; Insecta; Diptera; Culicidae
Product: general odorant-binding protein 72-like
Exons: 3
Coding region: 163-612 (149 amino acids)
Biological process (GO): olfactory behavior; sensory perception of smell
Cellular component (GO): extracellular region
Molecular function (GO): dibutyl phthalate binding; odorant binding
Source: RefSeq, a predicted model, not a curated record